Amblyraja radiata (thorny skate) is the source of this 600-nucleotide messenger RNA. RefSeq names its product neoverrucotoxin subunit beta-like. The coding region runs from base 13 to 600 and encodes 195 amino acids. The transcript has 2 exons. The record is from RefSeq and is a predicted model, not a curated record. NCBI's taxonomy places the organism in Eukaryota, Metazoa, Chordata, Chondrichthyes, Rajiformes, Rajidae.
UUCCAGUUGGGAAUGCUGUACGACUGCCGAUCAGAUGCUCUGAUCCCAGGCAUCACCCUGUGGGACUUGCAGACACUGCAGAGCAACCUUGACCGUCGUGACCAGCCCAGCACUGAGUUUCACAUCAUUGCGUCAGAUUCCAUGGAGAAGAAAGUCAAUGCCCUCAAUGUGUCAGGGUCACUGAAGGCGAGUUUCCUGGCUGGGUUAGUGGAGGUGAAAGGGUCAGCAAAAUAUCUCAGAGACACGAAGGAAUCAAAGCAACAAGCACGAGUUACCCUUCAGUACAAAGCAACAACCAGGUUUGAACAACUGACGAUGAGUCACUUAGGGAGACAGAAUAUUACCUACCCGAGUGUGUUUGAUGAGGUCUCAGCCACCCAUGUCAUUACAGCAGUGCUGUAUGGGGCCCAGGCCUUCUUUGUGUUUGAUCAAGUGGCUUCUUCAGCAGAGAACACACAGAAUAUUCAGGGCAACAUGGAGGUGAUGAUUAAACGUCUCCCUAUGAUUGCGAUUGAGGGAGAGGCCUCCCUAGAAAUGACAGAAGAACAGAGCUCUCAGGCCGAGAAGUUUAGCUGCACAUUUUAUGGGACUUCUCACUGA